AAUGUCAGUUAAAAGCCAAAAAUAUCGGACAGUUAUCGACAAAACUGGUGACAACGGGACAGCCAUUCUAACGGCCAGUACUACUACUACUACGACUACCGGUGCCACUGGUAGUGGUGGUGGUAAUACUGACAACGAUACGGUAGUUACCAAUGUAUCGGAUAUUGUCGGACCCUGGGGUCGAUGGCAGCUCAAUAUAUUUGCCUAUUUUUUCAUCGGUGCCAUGUGCUCGUGUUGGCAUAGCCUGGGACUGUCGUUUUAUGCGCCAAACAUUAGCUACUGGUGCCAGAAACCCGAUAUAUAUCAGAAUAUCAGUGAUAAUGAAUGGAUAGAGAGGACAGUUGGCAAUAAUAAUAAUAAUAAUAAUCAGGAUAUUGACUACCAGUGCCAACAAUAUGGUAAUCCCAGUCAACAGUGCCUCAGCUGGCAAUACGAUCAAUCAUUUUGGCGGUCGACUAUUAUUAGUGAAUGGGACAUUGUAUGCAAUCGGGCACAGUUAGCCUCACUGACCCAAUCAGCUUAUAUGGCUGGUGUUAUGGUCACUGUUGUCGUAAUGGGACAGUUGUCUGACAAGUAUGGCCGGCGCCCAAUCAUAUGGGCCGGACUUAUCAUUGAACUAAUAGCUGGACUAUCAUCGGCUUUCUCCAUAUCUAUUGAACAUUUUAUUAUAUCAAGGUUUGCAUUGGCUUACGGUGCCAGUGCUCGAUGGGGAACGGGAUUUGUUUUAUUACUGGAAACAGUUGGUCCAGAAUACCGGGCUAUCGUAGGUAUGGCCAUUGAAUUUGGUUGGGCACUGGGCUAUAUAGUAAUGCCCGGUGCUGCCUACUUGCUCAGGGAUUUUCGUUGGAUACAACUGGCUGUUACCCUACCCGAAAUGGUACUAUUGUUAUGGUGGACAUCGCUGCCCGAAUCGCCCCGUUGGCAGCUAACACACGGCAAGUUUACCGAUGCCGAGUCGGCAUUGCGUAGAGCGGCCGAAAUCAAUGGCCAUCCGACCCAUACAGUAGAAACCAAACUCAAAAAACUGAUGGACAAAGCACUAGCCGACCGUGAUGAACAGGAUCGUAACAAUUCAAAGUCAUCAAUACUAGACUUGUGUCGCUCGAGGGCUAUGAUCAAAAAUACCCUGAUAUUAUAUUUUUCAUGGUUUGUCAACGCACUUAUCUAUUACGGCCUAUCCUUAAACACUAACAAUUUAGGCGGCAAUCCGUUUAUCAAUUUCCUGUUGGCCGGUGCUGUCGAGUUUCCAGCCUAUGCCCUCUGUAUCUAUCUAUUGAAACAGUAUGGUCGCCGAUUGCCCCAAUCAUCGGCUAUGUUGGGCGCCGGUAUCUCCUGUCUGCUAACCAUACCAUUCAUAUCAAAUGAUAUGGUAAUACCCCGGGUCAUAUUUGCCAUGAUUGGCAAAUUUUGCGUAACCUGUAGUUUCGGUAUGAUCUAUGUCUACUCGGCCGAAAUCUACCCGACCGUUGUCCGCAAUGUCGGUGUCGGUUCCAGUUCGAUGGUCGGCCGUAUCGGUUCAAUACUGGCACCGUUUGUCAAGGAACUGGGUAUAUACACACACCUGACCGUACCGUUUGUUUUAUUCGGUGUCAUCAGUAUAGUCGAUGGACUAAUGGUAUUGUUAUUACCCGAAACCAAGGACAGGGAUAUACCCGAUACUAUUGACGACGUGACCACUGCUGGCCAAUCAAAGUUGACGUCGCCAUCGAAAAGUUAUACAACCAAUGGUUACACAAUGAAAGUGGUCACCAAUGGUAGUGAUGGCCACACAAGCGAUGAUAACAAUAUCAAUGUUACCAGUCCGGCUGAUGGUAAUUGGUUGAUAUUGAGAGGUAACGACUGUUCCGAUCAAUAUCUAUACGAUUGUACAGAUAAUAAUCAGCAAGCUCAAAUUAUACAGUAUUGUCUGAAAUGUCAACAAGAUAGUUUUGUCGGUAGCUAUGGUAAUGAUUAUUGUCCGGCAUUUAUUAGCACUGCUACUGGCAAUCACUAA
This is a messenger RNA of Oppia nitens, 1993 nucleotides long. Its product is annotated as organic cation transporter protein-like. Gene Ontology annotation, molecular function: transmembrane transporter activity. Gene Ontology annotation, cellular component: membrane. NCBI's taxonomy places the organism in Eukaryota, Metazoa, Arthropoda, Arachnida, Sarcoptiformes, Oppiidae. Gene Ontology annotation, biological process: transmembrane transport. The transcript has 13 exons. Bases 2 to 1993 code for a protein of 663 amino acids. The record is from RefSeq and is a predicted model, not a curated record.